CUCACCCUCCUACUGGUGUUUGAAGUUCGCGACUAAUUUAGACGAGACGACCAUUCACUCCCAGUCUCUAUAGCCACCCGCCACCUUCCCUCUUUUGAUUUCACGUUUCCUAUUCCUCAGCCCCCUCGAGGCUACCAUGUCCCGACCAAGGGCUGUGCGCGAUGACCUCUGGAUUGAAGAGGAUGCCAAAGUCAAUGUUGACUAUCUUGCACAUUCCUGGACGUAUGAUGAGAUGUGGGCUACUAGGAAACAUGUUCGCCAGAUAAACCAGCACAGUCUUGUUAGAUGUCGAUUCGAAAAUGCUCUUUGGAGGGCAUGGCUGGCUUCUACCAGGCAAACUAUUCGCAUGCCAGCGGCGUUUAUCUCAUGGGACAAAGACAGCGAUAUUACCUGGCUCUACGGUCCACUAAAGACUAGCAGAAGCCCCAGUCCAACACCGAGUGAGGCACCCCCGACACAAGCUCCUAGAAAGCCUUCCCUGAAGCGAAAGCCCAGCAUUUGGGGACUUUCAGAAGAUGCUCCAACUUCCAACGACUCUACAGAUGGAAAGUCGCUACUUGGCCGGUUCUGGAGCAUAACCAUCCAUUCAGUCCCUAGUAUAAUCCUUAGCUCGCGCGAAAACUGGAACAAGCGAAGAAAAUGCCGCGUUCGAUUCGAAGAAGAGGUACAACAAUACCAGUACGCUCGUGACGGAAACACAUUAUCGCAAUACAGCUACAACUACAACUAUCCUUAUUUCUUGGAAGAGGCUGGACUUUAUGGAAGCUAUCAGUGCCAGCAAACAAUCGAACCGCUACCGUCAACCUUCUUCACUGGCUACGAAACGCUUCCCCCAGCGGACUCGGGCCACUAUUAUUCCAUGUCGAAUUUCCUUGAGGAGCUGGAGUAUGUCCUCUCUGCCUUUGCUCAUUGGCCUUCUAUACCACCUAGAGUUACUUGAUUCGUUGAUCAGCGCUGAUAUUUGAAUGAUAGUGAGGUGAUAUGAGUAUUAUCGCCGAGAAGCAUUUUGGGUAAAGUAGAGAAAUGGGGCAUAAUUAGAUGGUACAGUGG
Messenger RNA from Aspergillus vadensis CBS 113365, 1050 nucleotides. RefSeq lists its product as uncharacterized. The record is from RefSeq and is a predicted model, not a curated record. NCBI's taxonomy places the organism in Eukaryota, Fungi, Ascomycota, Eurotiomycetes, Eurotiales, Aspergillaceae. The transcript is spliced from 3 exons. Bases 137 to 940 code for a protein of 267 amino acids.